AUGCGCUACAAAGAGGCGCGCAACUACAAGAAAAGCCUCGUCAAGGUCACGCUUACCCAAGCCCACCGGCGAAGGGUACAGCAGAUCAUUGAGAAAGGCCCUCACGGCAUGUGGCACCUCGCCAAAUGCGCGUGCAACCGGGAUGGAGCAUACGAGUGUGACAUCACUCCAUCACUGAAACAAACGGACGGGCCAUUCGCAGAAACAGUCGAUGAGAAGGCAUUAGCUUUCCAAGCAGCAUUCUCAUGA
Penicillium cosmopolitanum is the source of this 249-nucleotide messenger RNA. RefSeq lists its product as uncharacterized. The transcript has a single exon. The coding region runs from base 1 to 249 and encodes 82 amino acids. Lineage: Eukaryota; Fungi; Ascomycota; Eurotiomycetes; Eurotiales; Aspergillaceae. The record is from RefSeq and is a predicted model, not a curated record.